AUGAUUACCCCACGUAAAGCUAGUUCGAUUCCUAUAAUCAAAUAUACGCGCAUAACCAUGGAAGAGCCGAAGAAAAUAGUAAACUGUUUUUAUGAGAGGCAAUUUAAAUUUUUUAAGUUUUUAGGUCUUUUCGGCUUGCCGCCGAAUUAUUCAAGAUUUUGUCAGAUAUUAUUUAAAUUAUACUUUUGGCAUGUGACCGUUGUUUGGAUGUUGCUUUUCGAUAUCAGCAUGUGGGUUAAAGUGAUUGGCAACAUAACCGAUUUGAAUGAGAUAGUAAACGUGUUUUAUAUAUGCUCAAUGGCUAUUGCGGUAAUGGCCAAAUUUGUGCAUAUUCGAAAGAAAAAUAGCCGAUAUGUAGCGUUUUUCGCGCGAAUGCAUAACGAUGACCUAUUACCAGCCAACCCCUCAGAGUUGAAGAAGUUCAUCAAAUCAGUUCACUUAAGUUGUGCAGUGCGGAAUUGUUAUAUGGGUCUCUCGUUGACAUCAUUAGCUUUGGUGUUCGUGCCGAAACUGAUAUCGGAUCCUGGCGAGUUACCACUUUCAAUUUAUAUACCGUUAAAUGUGGAGCACACAUUAUGUUUUUUGGUAGCUUAUAUUUUCCAGUUUGUUGGACUAUCGUUGUGCUGCUUUCUGAACAUAGCAUUUGACUCAUUAAGUGCGUCUUUCUUCAUAUAUCUGAAAGGUCAAUUGGACAUUUUAUCAAAUCGUCUGGAAAAUAUCGGCAAAUUUCAGAACAUAACACAGGACGUCAUUACUUUACAGUUAAAAGAAUGCAUUCGAUACUACGCUAAGCUACGAUAUAUUACCGACAUUAUGGAAGAUCUUCUAUGCAUUCCAAUGUCCGUACAAGUGAUCAGCUCGGUCCUGGUACUUGUAGCUAAUUUCUACGCAAUGACGUUUUUAACCGAUCCCAGUGAUUAUGGAACUUUUAUGAAAUUUCUUGUGUACCAGCUUUGCAUGUUAUCCCAAAUAUUCAUGCUAUGUUAUUUUGCCAACGAGGUCUCACUCAGAAGUGCACAGCUUUCGUACGCUUUGUACUCAUCAGAGUGGACUCACUGUAACCAAAUCAAUCGACGGUUGAUGAUGCUAAUGAUGGCCCAAUUUGAUGUACCAAUUCGAAUUAAAACUAUCAAUCGUUGCUACUCUUUCAAUUUGCCAGCUUUCACCUCGAUAAUCAACUCAUCAUAUAGUUAUUACGCUCUAUUGAAAAAUAUGAAAGAUUAA
Messenger RNA from Ceratitis capitata (Mediterranean fruit fly), 1224 nucleotides. Its product is annotated as odorant receptor 46a. Gene Ontology annotation, biological process: detection of chemical stimulus involved in sensory perception of smell; sensory perception of smell. The record is from RefSeq and is a predicted model, not a curated record. Gene Ontology annotation, molecular function: olfactory receptor activity; odorant binding. The coding region runs from base 1 to 1224 and encodes 407 amino acids. Lineage: Eukaryota; Metazoa; Arthropoda; Insecta; Diptera; Tephritidae. The transcript is spliced from 3 exons. Gene Ontology annotation, cellular component: plasma membrane.